AUGGCUGGUCACGGUUAUGUCAAGCAUGACCCUGCUGUCGAAAGAUGGAACUCAAUGCGCGAGAACGUAUGGAGGUACUUCAAAUUCACUCGCCAAACGACCAAAGUAUCUCUCAUUGGGUUGGUCAUCUUCCCCGGCGCGAUAUAUCUAACUUCUACCUUGAGCAUCGGAAAGUGGGAUUGGAAGGGCAGGCGAAAGGACGAGACACUGCUCAGGAACCCACCGGCUGCCGUAGAGCCCACCGAGGAGUAG
Messenger RNA from Stereum hirsutum FP-91666 SS1, 252 nucleotides. RefSeq lists its product as uncharacterized. Bases 1 to 252 code for a protein of 83 amino acids. NCBI's taxonomy places the organism in Eukaryota, Fungi, Basidiomycota, Agaricomycetes, Russulales, Stereaceae. The record is from RefSeq and is a predicted model, not a curated record. The transcript has 5 exons.